Molecule: messenger RNA, 1203 nt
Organism: Necator americanus (New World hookworm)
Lineage: Eukaryota; Metazoa; Nematoda; Chromadorea; Rhabditida; Ancylostomatidae
Exons: 4
Coding region: 1-1203 (400 amino acids)
Source: RefSeq, a predicted model, not a curated record
AUGGCAAAGAACAUCGACUCUUUUGAACAACUUACGACCCGAAUCGGACGUCUGCGGAUGAGAAGAUGUGGCCCAACACCAGCUUUGACUAUCUGUGUCGCUUACGCUCCAACAUCAAGCUACGAAGAAGAAGAAGUCGAAGCUUUCUAUAUGGACCUGGAGAAGUUCUACCGAGAAGACCAUGCCUUCUACAAGGUCAUAAUUGGCGAUUUCAACGCCAAGGGUGGCCCAAGAAGAACGCCGGAGGAACCUUACAUCGGGACCCAUGGCCUACAAUGGAAUGACCAGGGGACUACCAUCAACUGGGAUCUCUUCGCUACGCUAGCCGGCUUUUGGGAAGAUUCCGCAAUGGACAACAUCGACGAGGAAUAUGACCGGCUUGUUGAACACCUUUACGACUGCGCGAAGAAGGCUGAGACAGCACGAGCCGCAGGGAACCAACAACUCACGUCCGACCUCGCAAGGCUUUGCAGAGAGGCGAUAAAUGAAGACCUUAAAGAGAGAAGAGCAGAAGUGCUGGCUGAAGCUGCAGAGGCGGGGAAAAGCAUCCGCUAUGCCCAUCGAGACUUCGCCAGUCGCAAGACGAGGAUGACUGCUCUCCGGAACCCAAAAGGAACAGCCAUUGCAUCGAGAAGGGGGAUGGAGAAAAUCAUCUACGACUUCUACUCUGACAGUUCUCUUCGACAGCCAUGUCCACUUACCUCCUCACCAUCUGAGGGAAGACGGACAUGUCCUUCCAAAGAUUCUCCCGUCCGAAAUACGACAUGCUAUCAUAGCCUUCCGCCAGUACUCAUCAACACCCUGGCGAGGCUCUUUACACGUUAUCUGUCGGAAUGCAAGGUUCCUAAACAGUGGAAGACCAGCAAGACCGUGUUGUUGUAUAAAAAGGGAGAUCCACAUGACAUCGGCAACUAUCGUCCAAUCUGCCUACUGUCCGUCAUCUACAAGCUCUUUACAAGAGUAAUCCUUAAUGGGAUUGAAAAAGUUUUGGAUGAAGGACAGCCAUGCGAGCAAGCAGGGUUUCGAAAAGGAUUCAGCACGAUUGACCACAUUCACACUGUUUCGAAACUCAUCGAGGUAUCCCGAGAGUACAAGAUGCCGCUCUGUCUCACCUUCAUCGACUUGAAAAAGGCCUUCGACUCAGUUGAGACGGAAGCGAUCGUGGAAGCCUUGGACAACCAAGGCGUCCCUACUCAUACAUAA